This is a messenger RNA of Cajanus cajan (pigeon pea), 2024 nucleotides long. Its product is annotated as Transmembrane Fragile-X-F-associated protein. The record is from RefSeq and is a predicted model, not a curated record. NCBI's taxonomy places the organism in Eukaryota, Viridiplantae, Streptophyta, Magnoliopsida, Fabales, Fabaceae.
AUAGAAACGGUUGUUUAGCGUAGAAUAGAAGGUAGAGAGAGAGAGAGAGAGAGAGUAAAAAAAUGUUUUUAAAAAAAGGCAAAGAUUUAUGUAACGCGAGAAGUUGAGGCUGUUCCCAGGUCACUCUCUUUGCAACCUCCGAGGAAUUUUGGUGGCAUCCUCUCAGAUAUUUGUCAUCAGUUUCUAUUUUGGUCGCAAAUUGCAAUCUCUUGUGUUACUUUACCGAGAGAGAGAGAGAGAGAUAGAGAGACGUGAGUUUCUGUUGUGUUCCUGUUUCUGUGUGUGUGUGUCAGCAAGUGCUUCUGUUUUGUCCAAUUUUCUCUCUUUCUGUUGUGGGAAAAUGCUGGUUCGGAGAAGGGUGAUGAGUUGGAGAAGGGUGGCCAAGGCUCUCAUAGCUCUGCUAGCUCAUGCCUUGCUUUUCUCCUUCACUAUUCUCCUUGCUCUCAAGCUUGACGCUCUCUUUCAUCAUUCAUGGUGGAAGGUAUUUGUUCCUCUAUGGUUUUUUCAUGCUGUGGUAUCAAGAGGCAGAUUUUCCUUGCCUGCUCCUUCAUUGCCUCAUGAUCGCCGAUGGGCUCCUUGUCAUUCGGUCGUAGCAACUCCACUACUUGUUGCAUUUGAGCUGCUUCUUUGUAUACAUCUCGGGAGCACUUAUGGGAUGAAUUUAAGGAUUGUCUUCCUGCCCCUCAUAGCUUUAGAAUUCGUGAUUUUGUUUGAUAACAUCAGGAUGUGUAGGGCUUUGAUGCCUGGAGACGAUGAAAAUUUGACAGAUGAAGCAGUAUGGGAAACUCUUCCGCACUUCUGGAUUUCAAUAUCCAUGGUCUUCUUUAUUGCUGCAACAGUGUUCACCCUUCUAAAGAUAUGUGGCGAUGUUGCUGCUCUAGGCUGGUGGGACUUAUUUAUUAACUUCGGCAUUGCACAGUGCUUUGCGUUUCUUGUUUGUACAAAGUGGCACAAUCCAACUAUUCAUGGGGGCUGUCACAUUACAGAACCGUGUUCAUCAUCAAAUUCCAUAAGAUAUCUUGACUUGAGUAGAGAAGGCUUAGUUAUUUACGCAGAUGAAGAUAGCCAGCAAAAUGGGUUCUGCAAUCUGCAGGAUGUUGGUGGGCAUAUUAUGAAAAUCCCAUUCAUUGGUUUCCAAAUACUUCUUUUUAUGCAUUUAGAGGGAACACCAUCCGGUGCAAAAAAUAUGCCGCAUUGGGUCAUUUUUUCCCCCCUAUUUUUGUUGCAAGGAGCUGGAGUUUUAUUUGCAGCAUAUAGAUUAAUAGAGAAGAUAGUUCUUUUACUCUAUAGUGGAGAUAUUCCUGAAAGAUACUCAGCUAUAGCAUCAAAAUCCCAUGAGUGCUUUGGGUUCUUUCAACGUGGGUCAAGGUUGCUUGGUUGGUGGUGUAUAGAUGAAGGGAGUAAAGAGGAAGAAGCUAGACUUUUUUGUGCUGAGAGUUCUGGGUAUAAUACUUUUACCCCUGACACGGUGAAGAAAAUGCCUAGAACAGAUCUGGUUGAGGAGAUAUGGAGACUACAAGCUGCCCUGGGUGAGCAAACACAAGUUACAAAGCUUAGCCAGGAUGAGUAUGAAAGACUUCAAAAUGAAAAGAUCUUAUGUAGAAUUUGCUUCGAACAGCAGAUUAACGUGGUCCUUCUUCCCUGCAGACAUCACGUUCUUUGCAGCACUUGCUGCGAAAAAUGUAAAAAGUGCCCUAUCUGUCGUGGCCCCAUUGAAGAAAGGAUGCCUGUAUAUGAUGUGUAGAUUGAGUUCAAUGAAGAGGUAUAGGUAUCUUACUGACAAUCCAGCUUGUGAUUUUAGACUAGGCAAGCACCGAGAAUUAUCAAUUUCUCUGCUCAUACAUAGAUAUGAUGAACAUCAGAAGUUGUAUAUAAAAUUUUAAACAUCUCCCCCCUCCCCUCUUUAUUUCUCCCAUAGUGCAUUCUUGCAAUUCUGAAAGGAUUGCCAAUAGUUGCAUUGUUUUGAAUUUUGUUACUGUGAGGAUUUAUCAAUACCAAAAAUGCAUGAUGAUUAUUGAACCCUA